AUGAGGUCUGUUGAUAGGGAUAACUUGCAUCGACCAUUUGGAGGUAAAGUGAUAGUAUUCGUGGUGAUUAUCAGGCAGAUAUUACCAGUUGUACCAAAGGGAACUAGGCAGGAUAUCGUGUUCGCCACCGUUAAUUCGUCUUACUUAUGGGAUUCGUGUAAGGUCCUUAGACUUACUCGCAAUAUGAGAUUACAAUCAGGUUCCUCGAAAUCUUCUGUUGAUGAAUUGCGAGAAUUCUCAGAGUGGAUACUAAGCGUAGGAGAUGGAAAUGCUGGCGGUCCUAAUGAUGGUGAAGCCGUCAUCGAGAUUGCAAAAGAUAUCCUUAUAGAUCCAGGGCCGAUCCGAUUUCAGCAAUUGUUGAAAGCACGAGAAGAGAGAGUCUAUUUGAGUUCGGAUGCUAUAAGCAAAGAGGAAGGAAACUUUGGAGUCCACGAAAUAUACUCCACUGAAUUCCUCAAUACAAUAAAAUGCUCUGGUCUCCCAAAUCAUAGCAUACGAUUAAAGGUUGGUGCCCCGUUAUGCUUCUACGUAAUAUUGAUCAAACAUCUGGAUUAUGUAAUGGACGAGGUUAGUCGUCAAUCAUUUAGGUAA
Molecule: messenger RNA, 591 nt
Organism: Beta vulgaris subsp. vulgaris (sugar beet)
Lineage: Eukaryota; Viridiplantae; Streptophyta; Magnoliopsida; Caryophyllales; Amaranthaceae
Exons: 2
Coding region: 1-591 (196 amino acids)
Biological process (GO): DNA repair; telomere maintenance
Molecular function (GO): DNA helicase activity
Source: RefSeq, a predicted model, not a curated record